UAAAAAUGAGCAGAGUUUAUUGAAUAAUCUUGAGAGUUCAGUUUACAGGCAUGCGCGCGAGUACUUCAAAACAACGCGCGAGUCAUUCAAAACUACAAUGGCGGACUACAAGCCUGUGUUUGUGCUGCUCAAGACUGAGUUUAUUGACGCCUCUCCAGCAAAGUAAUUGUAGUAAUAAAGCAACUUCAUCGUCCGUCCAGACAAAUUUGCUCGAUGCUUUCGCCAUCUUCACCGCUCUGUGGAAGAAUGCUUAUGUGCGCAGGCGCGUAGUGUUUCUUUAGAAAGUGACAUCGCCAACUACUGGCCUGCAUGCAUAAUACAGCGUUUUUAGUCGUUUUCGCGGAUUCGUGUGGACGGGGAUCGUUUUGACAACGUUGUCAUCUGUAGGCGAAACUUUUCAAAAACGCAAAGGAAAAACUUUUAUAUUUUUAGUACAUCGUUGUCUUGUAAACAUACCCUCAGUUUGCUCACGUAUUGCUCUUGAUGGCCAUCUGCUGGCGACUGAUGGAAGAGUGUACAUUCUAUAAUUGUUUUAAGAAAAAUAAACUGUAGGAAAUAACUAUUUUACAUGUAUUAUGUUGUGAAAAUAUUUAGGUAUUCUAAAUUUUCAUUAAAUAUACAGUAUCUUUCAUGCAAGUUUUUAAAAGUAAAACAAACAAACAAAAUUCCGUUUUUAAGACUGCGCCGUCAUUGCAAUGAAAUGAACCACUACAUUAUUGAAAUUCAGAUGUAAAAAUUCAGAGUACAUCUGAAUUCAGAUGUAUAAAUAUAGAGGUUUCCCUAUAAUAGUACAGUACCUAUUUCAAAUCAGUUCAAAAUGCGGGUCCGUUAACACAAUUGAUAGCCUGAAAUUAUGCCUGCAAAACUAAUUUAAUUUUAUUCUCGGAUUCGAGGAUCUUAUUUUUUCAUAGAAAGAAAUACGUAUUAAAUAAGGCGUUCAGAAAUUAUUUUUCUUCUUCUUCUUCUCAGUAAUCUCUGAUGAGAUAUUCGGCCAAAUCUAAUGUUCUUCAGGCAGUAGCAGAGGAGCCUCAUUUUGGGGGAAAAAGCGCCAAGUUCCACAACAGACGAGCUUGUCAAAUUGCUUACAUUUAAUACGAAACUGCUUAUUCUGUAUAGUUCCUGUUGAAAGCGAAAAUGUAACGCAUGCAUAAUUAGACCCAGAAGUGAAUGGUUAAAAUGCCCGGGCUGCAGAGUGAAUGUGCAGUGGUGGCUGCAGCAGGCAGUCCUGUGAAGAAAAGCAAACUGUCUCUGAAGUUCUUCCAGAAGAAGGACACCAAACGAGCCCUGGACUUCUCAGAGAUCCCUGCAGAGGAGAGCGGUGCAGCCGAACCAGAAGAGACUACAAAUCAUGACCAGGUUGUGCCUAUGCCAUGUCCUUCAUCUCCUCUUACCUGCGAGAAGCAAGAGAGCCUGGUCCCUUUCGUUGGGCUUAAUAAUUUAGGGAACACCUGCUAUCUGAACAGCAUCCUUCAGGUCUUAUAUUACUGCCCUGGUUUUAAAGAGGCCAUCAAAUCUUUGUGUAACUUGGCUAAACUGAAAGACAAACAGCAAGAAGAGGGUGCCAAAAACGAGGAGGACUGUAGUGAGGACACCCUACCUGCUCAUAUGGAGCUGCUGGGCAGUUUCCACAGCCUGAUCAACUCUUUGGAGCAGCUUCAAUCCAGCUUUCUGCUUAACCCAGAAAAAUACAAUGAUGGAGAGCUUGCCACGCCACCCCGCAGACUGCUUAACACACUCAGGCAGCUCAAUCCUAUGUAUGAGGGCUACCUGCAGCAUGAUGCACAGGAGGUACUGCAGUGCAUUCUUGCAAACAUACAGGAGGCCUGUGACACUAUCAAAAAAGAGCAAAAAGGCAACCAAAAGGACACCACAAUAAGCAAUGGAACAGGUGAAUCCUCCCUUGAGGAGGAUGGAAGCUCUGACAGUCAGCUGAAUGGAAAAAGAAAGAGCGAAACAGAAGCAGGCAAUGCAAAGAAGAAGCCAAAAUCUCAAAGCAAGUCCAAGAAAAAUGAGGAAAACGUGCCUUUGACCCGCUCAAAGAGAAGGUCUUCCAGUGACAUAACCACAGAGAGUCCCGUUACUGACCAGAAGAAUAGAGUAGAAGAACGGGAGAAGGAGAGAGGAAGCACCACAGAGGAGGAGAAUGACAGUCCCCCCAAGGAGGUGGGUAAGAGGGCGAGGAGAGGGAAGCUGGGCUGGAUGAAGCCAUCAGGGAAGCAGCCUAGUAUCUUCUCCAAGUUUCGCAGCAUGGGACGAAUUAGUUCGCAUAUUGGAGGGAGAGGAGAUGCCAAGGAGAAAUCAGACUGUAGUGCCCAAGCGAAACAGGAAAAGAACACACCUGAAAAUGAAAGCACAGCUCAAAGUGUUAAACAGAGUCUGGGAAAGGAUGAAGAGCGAUCAGGCCUGGAUGUGCUGAAGUGGAUGUUCCAAGGUCAGCUGGUGCUGCGGACACGCUGCCUAGAAUGUGAGUGUUACACAGAGAGGAGGGAGGACUUUCAAGACAUCAGUGUGCCUGUGCAAGAGGACGAGACCAGCUGCUCUGACUCCAGCUCAGAAAUUUCUCCAGAUCCCAAGCCUGAGCUAAAGACUCUAAAGUGGGCCAUUUCUCAGUUUGCAUCUGUGGAGCGGAUUGUGGGUGAAGAUAAAUAUUUCUGCGAGACCUGUCAUCACUACACAGAAGCUGAGAGAAGUCUUCUUUUUGACAAAACCCCAGAGGUCGUCACAAUCCACCUGAAAUGCUUUGCUGCCAAUGGUUCGGAGAUGGACCCUUAUGCUGGCCUCUCCAAGGUGAACACACCACUGCAAACCCCUCUUAGACUUUCCCUGCAUGAGUGGUGCACCCAGCCUGAUGCUCCAGACCAAAGCCAUCACUAUGAGCUCUUUGCUGUGGUCAUGCACAAUGGAGUAACCAUCAGCAGUGGUCAUUACACCACUUACAUCCGUAUGAUGGAUCUCCAUCUCAUUGAUCUCAAGCCUCAGUCUCAGAAUGAAGAGCAAGACAGAGAGGAGGACAUGAAACAGAAGAAAGAGGAGGUACAUCAAACAGAUUAUGAUGAUGGGGAGGUGUCUUUCAGCUUGAGUGGCAGGGGGCAAAAUGUGCCCAAAAGGGCCAGCGUAAAAAGCAAAACAGGAGGUAAGAGGUGCUCUGAGGGCAUAGGGCUCUUAGGAGGACAAAGGAGCAUCACCAAUUAUGAGCUAGGCAACAGCAAGCAGACCAAUCCUGAGAAGGCUACCAGCAUUGCAAGCCGUGUCUCUGGUACUCUGCUUCAAAACGUUGGAGUGAAGAAAGAGACUGAGGAAGAGAGUGGUGAUGCUAUGGGUGAUGGGACCCAGGUAAGUGCUGACCUGGCUCUGCAGAACCUUUUGGACUUUGAGGGAAAGUGGAUGCUGUUUGAUGACUCGGAAGUGAGACUCUUUGAAGAAGAGGACUUCCUGCGAUCCUGUUCCCCAGAGACAUGCUCCACCUCUACGCCCUACCUGCUUUUCUACAAGAGAGUCUCUCAGUAAAAACAGGCCUUUGGAUAUUGACAAACUGUGGUAUUACACUGGUCCAAUCAGUCCUGAAGUUUUACUGUUAAGGCAUGUAUAAUAAAUUAUGUUUGCAGGUCUUUAGAAAAGCAAGUCAGGAUGUGUUGUAGUUACAUAAGCAAGUGUAACAAGUGUCAGUCAGUGAAAAGCCUUUGUGAAACUGUUGAGGCCACGACAUUCGUUGCCAUUGUUCUAACAAGUAUGGUUUUUAUGUGUCUUACUAUUUUUGUACUUUGAUCUUUCCAUGUUGUUGGCUUUUCAGUGACCCUCAUGCAAACGCACCUUGGCAUUUACUGUAGUGCAUAUGACCAAAUUUUUUUUCUGUACUUUCAACUUCCGUUUCGGAUGCUUUGAAUGGCACAAGAUGAUUUUAUGUAUUUUUUUAAAAGCACAGAUAUUUUUACUUGUUUUGAUUUCGUCUCCCCAUUUUUUGGAGAUUCAUUAUAGCUUGCAAGUCUAAAGUAGAUUGACGGUAGUCACAUAAUUUUUGUUACAAGGAGGCACAAACAAUGUGUUAGGUUUUCUUCUCCAGUAAUUAACUAGUAUUUGUGGAAAUAGACAAAGAUAAUUACAUUUAGUUUGAAAGGUGGUCACCCCCAAAAUACAGAGUAUAUUAAUUGCCUAUAUAUGACCACAUGGAUAAAGCAGCCUAUUUUUCUAAGUUUAUAGAUUCUAUCAACCAUACCUCAUUCCUAAACUCAGUCUAAGAUUUGUCUUUUUCCCAUGUUGUGAGCAGGCCUGGCUUUCCACCAUUACAAUUAGAUCUCAAGCAACUGCUAACAGUAUGAGCAAUAAAUAAAACAUUCUUGCAAUUCUGUUACUACAUGGCAUUGUAUAUUUCAGGAGGGAGGGAUAUGUUUAUGUACAUAUUUUUCUAUCUCUUUGGCUAUGUAGAUUCUUAUUUACCACAUUAAACCACCAUUAUGUAAAAA
Myxocyprinus asiaticus (Chinese sucker) is the source of this 4460-nucleotide messenger RNA. Its product is annotated as ubiquitin carboxyl-terminal hydrolase 1-like. Gene Ontology annotation, molecular function: cysteine-type deubiquitinase activity; cysteine-type endopeptidase activity. Gene Ontology annotation, cellular component: nucleus; cytosol. Bases 1168 to 3507 code for a protein of 779 amino acids. The record is from RefSeq and is a predicted model, not a curated record. The transcript has 9 exons. Gene Ontology annotation, biological process: regulation of DNA repair; protein deubiquitination. Lineage: Eukaryota; Metazoa; Chordata; Actinopteri; Cypriniformes; Catostomidae.